Saccostrea cuccullata (small rock oyster) is the source of this 585-nucleotide messenger RNA. Its product is annotated as histone H3. Bases 1 to 411 code for a protein of 136 amino acids. Gene Ontology annotation, molecular function: DNA binding; protein heterodimerization activity; structural constituent of chromatin. Lineage: Eukaryota; Metazoa; Mollusca; Bivalvia; Ostreida; Ostreidae. The record is from RefSeq and is a predicted model, not a curated record. The transcript has a single exon. Gene Ontology annotation, cellular component: nucleosome.
AUGGCACGUACCAAGCAGACUGCAAGAAAAUCUACAGGAGGCAAAGCCCCACGAAAACAGCUGGCUACCAAGGCAGCCCGUAAGAGCGCACCAGCCACCGGUGGCGUUAAGAAACCUCACAGAUACAGGCCAGGAACUGUUGCUCUCCGUGAGAUCAGGAGAUACCAGAAAAGCACCGAAUUGCUCAUCAGGAAACUCCCAUUCCAGCGCCUUGUCCGUGAAAUCGCUCAAGAUUUCAAGACCGAUCUGCGUUUCCAGAGCUCAGCCGUCAUGGCCCUCCAGGAAGCCAGCGAGGCCUACCUUGUCGGACUUUUUGAGGAUACCAACUUGUGUGCUAUCCAUGCCAAGAGAGUGACCAUCAUGCCAAAGGAUAUCCAGCUUGCCAGACGUAUCCGUGGCGAGAGAGCCUAAGCCUAUCCUUGUCUCAGACAAACACAAACGGCCGUUUUCACGGCCACCUAAAUCUUUAGAAAAGAUGCCUUCAUGCAAUCCAAAGAAACGUAACAAUAAAUAUAAAUUAUAAAACACAGGGUAGAUCUACUUCGGGUUUCACAUAAGAAACCUCUGAAUAAGGUCAGGGUAUUA